Osmia lignaria (orchard mason bee) is the source of this 2585-nucleotide messenger RNA. Its product is annotated as CXXC finger protein 1. Gene Ontology annotation, molecular function: DNA binding; zinc ion binding. Gene Ontology annotation, cellular component: Set1C/COMPASS complex. Lineage: Eukaryota; Metazoa; Arthropoda; Insecta; Hymenoptera; Megachilidae. The record is from RefSeq and is a predicted model, not a curated record. Gene Ontology annotation, biological process: positive regulation of DNA-templated transcription.
UCUUAAUCAAUGAUAUCACUGAUCAGAUACAAUAUAAUGAUAACGUGAUUUUAUUAUACGAUUGAAUUACUAAGGCUGUAACAGAACCAUAGCCUUAUUUAAAACACAUGAUUCUUUUAUUGACGUUCAAGUUCAGAUCAUUAUCUAAUAACAGUUGUUCAAAAAGAUACAGCUGCCAUCUAGGGGUGGCGUACUCCAGGGACUUUGCAUCUAUCCCAUUUUGCCCACCGAAAAGUUGUCGGCCACGCGUGCCUACAAGAUUGGCAUUGUUGCCAAUCCAUUUUUGAUUUACAUUAUUCUGCUUUUCGUGUUACAUUUUCCUUCCUUACAUUAUAUCUGUACUUUUUAUUCUUCUUUCCUGUCUUUCUCUUGCGCCCCCUUUUAGUCGCCUCUUACGACAGGCAGGGGAUACCGUGGCUGUAUUCUAAACCCCCCAGCCACAGGGGGAUUACAAGAGCUUGUUAUAUCAGAUCAAGUCGUUAUGGAGUAUCAAAUGUUGCCACUACUUCCAACCAAAAAAUUCCUAAACUUGAAUGGUACCUGGUACAGUUGUUUACCUCCAGCUGCCUCUAGUAUACGCUCCAAAAUGGCAAUAGAUUGUCUCGUUGUGUUAAGUUCUACUUAAAAUUGCAAGACAUUUAAAUAUAAAAUAAUUGCUUUUUAGAAAGGUUUUGCAGAAUAAUUAUAUGCAAUCAUGGCUGACAAGAGGCAGCAAAAUUUAUCAAAAGAAGAAAUAGCAAAACAGUUUAUGCUACCAGAGAGAAAGAGUAAGAUUGCAACUUUACUAAAACAGGAUGGACAAGCGUAUUGCAUUUGUAGAAGCUCUGACAGUUCACGUUUUAUGAUAGGAUGCGAUGCUUGCGAAGAAUGGUAUCAUGGUGACUGUAUAAAUAUAACAGAAAAGGAUGCCAAACACAUAAAACAGUUUUUCUGUAUUCGGUGUAGAGAAGAAGAUCCAACAUUGAUAACGCGUUACAAGCCAAGGAAAACUGAUCAGGAAGAUCGUAAAUAUAAGAAACAUAAAGAAAAGGAACGAGCUCAUCGAUACGAGUACGAUGCACCUUGGGAUCCUACGGUGAUAAAAAAAUCGUCUAAACGUUGCGGAGAAUGCACAGGUUGUUUGAGAACUGAGAAUUGUGGAAAAUGUGACGCGUGCAGACAUCUAAAAAAAUUUGGACCCUCGGUACGACUGAAGCUCAGAUGUAUACAACGAACUUGUCGAGUAUUAGGCGAUCCAUUAAAACCCUCAAAGAGUUUUAACAAAAGUUCAAAAUUCAUCAAAAAAAGAAAAAGAGAUUCAAGCAAUGAAAGAAACGAUUAUCUCGAUGUACCGAGACAUUGUUAUGGACCUGCUUGUACAAAAUGCUCAAGGCCAGGUAGUAAAUAUUGUUCUGACGAAUGUGGAUUAAAGUUAGCAACAAACAGAAUUUACCAAGUACUACCUCAGCGACUACAAGAGUGGUCAUUGACACCGUGCAUCGCUGAACAAAAUAAUAGAAGACAGUUAGAGGCAAUUAGGAAACAGCAGCAGGAUGUUAGAAGAAUACUCCAGGAAUUGGAUAAAAGACACGCGGAGUUAGAUAGGAUUAUAGAACGCGCAAAGCAUGCGACGAUUGAUCCACAAGCGGAAGUGGACGAUAACGAUGACACCGAAAUGAGCAUGUACUGUAUUACCUGUGGCCAUGAGAUUCAUUCCCGAACAUCUAUUAAACAUAUGGAAAAAUGCUUCAACAAGUACGAGUCUCAAGCAUCCUUUGGUUCAAUUUUCAAAACCCGAAUAGAAGGGCAAGUGAUGUUCUGUGAUUUUUAUAAUCCUGCAAACAGGACUUAUUGUAAAAGAUUGAGGGUCCUUUGUCCUGAACACUGUAAGGAUCCUAAGAUAAGUGAAACUGAGGUGUGCGGUUGUCCCUUAGUUACAAAUGUAUUUGAUACAACUGGAGAAUUUUGUCGUGCUCCAAAGAAGAGCUGUGUGAAGCAUUACGUGUGGGAGAAACUGCGGCGGGCAGAGAUUGAUAUGGAAAGAGUAAGACAAUGGUUGAAAAUAGAUGAACUGGUUGAACAGGAAAGACAAAUUAGAGCGAACAUGGCUACUCGCGCUGGUGUAUUAGCUUUGAUGUUACAUUCUACUUAUAAUCAUGAAUUAAUGGAACAAAUGACACAGGAACAGAAUAGGGAACAAUUAGAAGCCAUGGAAGAAGAGUUUCAACGUAGGUACGGUUUGCUACAGAAAGAGCAAACCGCAGAACAGUGAUUUUUAUAUUUAAAAAUCUUUCAUGUUAAUGGUAUGACGAAUCUUUUUUAACAUAUCUCCAUGAAGUGUUCAAUUCUAUAUUUGUGUGUAUAUUAUAUAUGCAAUGUAAAUGAAAUGCGCUUGUGAGUGCAUCGAGGAAUCGCUAUCAAGCAAAUCGAGAUCUAUACUGUAAAAUACAAUUGUAUAUUGCGACGAAAUUGUAUACAUACUUUAUAUUUUCCAUUCGACAUAUAAUUUUAGCCUGUACUUAUUAGUGUAUAUAGAAUUAACGAGUGGUUAAAAUUGAAAUAGACUAACACAAGUUAAAUUAUUAGAUGUAUGUACCAAAAAAAAA